Molecule: messenger RNA, 400 nt
Organism: Parascedosporium putredinis
Lineage: Eukaryota; Fungi; Ascomycota; Sordariomycetes; Microascales; Microascaceae
Source: the annotation of a GenBank genome assembly
CAAUGCGUACAUGUACUCGGGAGAGGUUACGAACCAGAUCGAUGCUCUAACUGGUGUCCUAUCAUCCAUUCCUGAAGAGCUUUUCCACGAGAUCGAGCUCGAGGUCCACAAUGCGGAAGGUGCGGCGACUAACAAACAGCGUCUCGAGGUAAUCAAGGAGCAGCAAGAGCUCAUUGAUGAAGAAAAUGAGCAAAACGAGGAGAGCGAAAACGUGGGCAUGGCUACGCCUAGAGACGUGGACAACAUUGACGAGCACGACGAGCGGCAGAUGCGUGCUGAAGCUGAGGCGGAGGAGAAGGGACUUGAUAAGUCCCAAGUGCCUGAGAUGGUGCAGGCUGAGGUGGAGUCUAUCAAGGCGCCACUUCAUGCCGCCAAGGUGAGCAAGGACGGCGACAAAUAG